Messenger RNA from Heteronotia binoei (common prickly gecko), 1785 nucleotides. RefSeq names its product coiled-coil domain containing 107 (gene CCDC107). The coding region runs from base 253 to 1164 and encodes 303 amino acids. NCBI's taxonomy places the organism in Eukaryota, Metazoa, Chordata, Lepidosauria, Squamata, Gekkonidae. The record is from RefSeq and is a predicted model, not a curated record. The transcript has 6 exons. Gene Ontology annotation, cellular component: neuron projection; neuronal cell body; intracellular membrane-bounded organelle. Gene Ontology annotation, biological process: synaptic transmission, cholinergic; protein localization to cell surface.
GAGGGGGCGCCAUCAAGAAUAGGAGAAGGAAGAGAAACUUGGAGAUUGCUCUUCCGUCCUUCAUGCUCAGCUUUCCGUUCGCUGCUUCUUUUUCCUCUUCCCCGCCAGAGGCUUCUGUGCGCAGUGUCAAGUGCUCGGAAAGGGGAGAGGAGUGCGCCUGGCCGGCGAGUUUCGGCUGCUGUUCCCGGAGUCGCGCAAGGCCUCUUCCUUGCCGCCGAACCCUCGCGAAGGAGUCCUUUUCCGUUUGUCGUCAUGGCGUUGUCCUCUGGGCAGCAGGCGCUGAUCUCCGUCGUGCUGGUGUUUUGCGUUUUUGUUGUGAUGCCCAGGAUGUUUGGUGGAGGAGGUGGCAAGUCCCCGCGCCCUGCCAAGGCCUCCACCGGCCGGCACGAUCCUUAUCAGCAUCCCCAAGAUGGAUCUGAGAGAAUUCUCCAGUCCCACAUGAAUCCAGGAAAUUCUGAAAGUAAAACAUAUCAGAGCAUCCAGCAAAUGAGGAACGCAAUGGAGAAGGAGCUGAAGACUGAGCGGACUAGAGGGAAUGGCAAAGACUUUGCUUUAACACUCAUGCCCUUGUAUGCUGUUGGUGUGGGAGUGUUUGCUUUAUACAAAUUUUUAAAGAUGAAAUCUCAAGAAGAAAGUUUAUCUACAAGAGAAAAAAUUACAGAAGAUAAAACAAAAGAAACAGAAUGCCAGCUUUUGGAGCUAGAGCAGCAUCUGGCACAAACAGAGAAAAUGUUAAAUUCUUUAUUGACUCAGUUAGAUCCACUUUCAAGCUGUAUUAAUGCAUUGGCUUCAGAACAGAAAGAUGAAAUAAUGGUACAACUUGAGUCCAUUAGAAAACUGAUGAAAGAAAGUGGAUUGGACAAAUCAGCAGUGAAACCACAAGAUAUUAGCCACACAUGUCAAGAGAAGCUUGAAGAUCUCAUUCAUUCAUUCAGUGAACAUUGUGAAGAAGAAGUGGGUGAAAGUAGUGAUAAAAAGUGUGGACAUGAAGUACUAUUUGGAGAGAAUGAGGAGCAUUGUGAGGAAGAAAAGCAUGAACACUCUGACUAUGAGUUCGUAUUUAGUCCAUUGGAGGAGCCAAAAAGGAUAGAAGUUGCUGGAGUAAUACAGCAAGAUAUGUUGAAACCGGAGUUUGGUUUAAGGAGACGUAACAGAAAUGAAUGAAACAGAAAAUUAUGAUGAAUUGUUGCAUUAAACUAGAUGCACCUUUAACUUAUUUAUAUUGAAUUCACAAUUACUGCAAUAUGCUUUAAAAACAAGUGUUAUGAACCCUUUCUAUUAUCUUCAGAAUAAUUUAUGUAUAUAUUUAAUUGGACUUCUCUGUGGUGUUUCUUCAUAUUACAAUUACGAUAAUUGGAAUGAUGGUAGAGUAUGUUGGGAACAUUUUAAUUUGUUUUAUGGUAAACAUCUGCAGGCAGGUGUUUGAAUGAACAUUAGAUGAUCCAACAGGUAUAACUUAAAGAAAGUACUGUUUGUCAUUCUACACCUACACUAGUUGGCUGCUUUGGAUACUGAAUGACAAUAUGUGUGUCAUCCCCCCGUUCUAUUCAACAGGUAUUUUUUCUUUGUCUUGGACAGCUGAAUAGUCCUGGAAAUCUUUGCAUGAUUUACUUAUAUUUUUUGAGAAUCACAUUUUUCUUUAAUCAUUUCUCAAAAUUCCAUUGAAAAACAUUGACAAGUGCUGGAUGAAGCUUGAUAGGAAGAGAGCUUGAAAUGUGAUGUGUAUAAACCAGUUCCUACCUAUGAUGCAUAUUAUGUAUGAGAAUAAAGUAAGCUAGUUGUUUA